AGCUGCCAAUACUAUUUGACAAGUCAUCCAUGGGUACCAGCAUAUCAGGGUGUCAUCACAUUUUUCGUUUUGGCCAAUUUCUCAUUAGCGACAUUCAUGGAUCCCGGUGUCAUACCAAAAGCUUCACCAGAUGAGGACCGGGAGGAGGAGUUUCGUGCACCACUUUAUAAAAAUGCCGAAAUCAAUGGCAUCACAGUAAAAAUGAAAUGGUGUGUGACUUGUAAAUUCUAUCGACCACCACGUUGUUCACACUGUUCCGUAUGCAAUCACUGCAUAGAAACAUUCGAUCAUCAUUGCCCUUGGGUGAAUAAUUGCAUUGGACGUCGCAAUUAUCGUUUUUUCUUCUUCUUCCUAGUUUCGCUGUCCAUGCACAUGCUGAGCAUAUUUUCGUUAUGCUUAUUUUAUAUACUGAAAGUUACACCACGUAUAAAGGAGCCAUCGCCCAUCGUAGCUAUGGUGCUGAUGGCCAUUGUUAUAAUCCUAGCGAUUCCAAUUUUUGGUUUAACCGGAUUUCACAUGGUGCUCGUAUCACGUGGCCGCACAACAAACGAACAGGUUACAGGCAAAUUUAAAGGCGGCUACAAUCCAUUCUCUCGUGGCUGCUGGCAUAAUUGCUGCUACACCCAAUGUGGACCACAAUAUCCGAG
Molecule: messenger RNA, 647 nt
Organism: Rhagoletis zephyria (snowberry fruit fly)
Lineage: Eukaryota; Metazoa; Arthropoda; Insecta; Diptera; Tephritidae
Product: probable palmitoyltransferase ZDHHC8
Biological process (GO): protein palmitoylation
Molecular function (GO): palmitoyltransferase activity
Source: RefSeq, a predicted model, not a curated record